AAAACAAAUUCCUUACUGACCCAAUUUCAAAAAACGGGCAGUUUCUUUUUUCUCCGGCAACGUGUGGCGAUUCCCGAGUUGCAGGUUUGCUUCUAUAUCUUUCUCAUAAUUAUCGGACUCUUAUAUUCAAUUGAAGAAAAAGGCCCUAAAUCCUUCUCGUAAAGUAAGAAAUUGAUAGUUUGAUGCACUAAUUUCCCGCUAUAAAAAGAGUGGGAUUGUAAAGGUUUUUAAGGCUUAGAACCUGUGAUUUACCUACUGGUCAUAGCUACUGUGAAUUAGCUCCUUAACAGAUAAAAAAGAAGCAUUGAUGAAAUCCCAUUCGGGAUGGGGCUCGCUGAAGAACCCGGUGAAGUUUAAGAUUCCAACGUCGGAGAAUCUUGUUCCUAUUCGUCUCGACAUCGAAAUUGAUGGCCAACGAUUUAGAGAUGCUUUUACUUGGAAUCCAAAUGAUCCUGACUCAGAGGUGGUGGUGUUUGCGAAGAGAACUGUGAAGGAUUUGAAACUUCCUCCUGCUUUUGUCACUCAGAUUGCUCAAUCCAUUCAAUCACAAUUGACAGAAUUUCGGUCAUACGAAGGACAAGAUAUGCACACUGGCGAAAGAGUUGUUCCUAUCAAGCUUGAUCUCCGAGUAAAUCACACAGUUAUCAAGGACCACUUUUUCUGGGACUUGAACAAUUUUGAGAGUGAUCCUGAAGAAUUUGCGCGGACAUUUUGUAAAGAUAUGGGAAUUGAAGACCCAGAAGUUGGAUCGGGGCAGCCUCUCAACCUCACCUUUGAGGCAGUGCCUGCAAUUGCCAUAGCAAUUAGAGAACAACUUUAUGAGAUUGCAAUUCAAAGUGUUGCAUCUGCAAGAGAAAGCAGGGCAAAUAAGAAAGGACGCAGAGGAACAGAACAUCUCUCAGCUAGUAAAAUAGGUAUGCCUGCAUUAGACCUGGUGAAGCUAUUUGGCAUUAAAUCAAGUGUUGUCCGGAAAAAGAGGGACUGGGAUGUAUAUGAACCAAUUGUGGAUCUCCUGUCAAAUGAAGAGGUGGAUGCCCUCGAGGCUAGAGAAGAGAGGAUUGCUCGGUGAUGCAGACACUGUCCGUUGGAAUGGAUACCAUCUGUUUAAAGGAGAAAUUGUUUAAGUUUUAGAAUGAUGAAAUGAAACUAAUUCCUAAUCAUGUUAUAGCAAAAAUUCCGUUUUGUGGAGAAUGUUGCAGAUUUUCGCAUUUAUCUGGAGAUAGUAGUUACUUCUGUUCAUGAAAAGAAUAUGGAUCAGCAGUUCUGUUGUAUCUUUUAAUGUAUCCUCCAUGCUCUGAGAGACUGCUAAUCAUGUUAUACCUAUUUUACUAUGGAUAUUUUUGGAUUACAAACGA
Capsicum annuum is the source of this 1355-nucleotide messenger RNA. RefSeq names its product chromatin structure-remodeling complex protein BSH. The record is from RefSeq and is a predicted model, not a curated record. Gene Ontology annotation, molecular function: transcription coregulator activity. Gene Ontology annotation, cellular component: nuclear chromosome; nucleus. Lineage: Eukaryota; Viridiplantae; Streptophyta; Magnoliopsida; Solanales; Solanaceae. Bases 308 to 1069 code for a protein of 253 amino acids. The transcript has 12 exons. Gene Ontology annotation, biological process: chromatin remodeling; regulation of transcription by RNA polymerase II.